This is a messenger RNA of Rhipicephalus microplus (southern cattle tick), 4804 nucleotides long. RefSeq names its product DDB1 and CUL4 associated factor wap (gene wap). The record is from RefSeq and is a predicted model, not a curated record. Gene Ontology annotation, molecular function: protein binding. NCBI's taxonomy places the organism in Eukaryota, Metazoa, Arthropoda, Arachnida, Ixodida, Ixodidae.
GAAAUCUAGGAGGCGUUGGCACAGCAGGUGUUCUUUGGUAUAGCCAUAUACAUCCAUCCAUCCAUCGUCUCGGCGUACACGCUACACAACAGUGCUACACACCGUGGCGUACACCCGUGUUCUGUGGUACACCUCUACCAGUGCGGUGAUCGACUACGCAAGCCGACGUUUGGACCCGCCUUUCUCCGUAGCGUGUGGUGGUUUUCGCGGUGUGACAACGUCGUGGAGUGAACGUGUGAUUUCGCAACUCAGAAGCAUCGCUGUGUGCGCGUCUCUUGUGGUGAUCGUGGCCGAAACUGUGCGUGGCAGCGUCGUCCAUGAGCAUCUUGCGUCGUCCGUGCCGCCGUGUUGCCAUGCAGUGCCGUGGCACGGCCCCCCCCUGCCCUCCACCUACGGUGAGCUCCUUUGCCGGCCGCCGGUGUUCCGUUGAACCGGGAUCCUUGCCUUCGUCCAACAGCACACGUCGAGCUCACCUGGUUGCGUUUUAAGGCGCUGUUGUGGUCCGUUGACCGCAGCGAAAAACGUACGGGAGUCGGCGAAACGCGGCCGUCGCCAAAAAGAAGAGGAGGAUCCACGAUGGCGGUGCAUGCAGUAGCUGCUGCGGCUGCUGGUGGUGCCAAGCGCAAGGAGAUCUACAAGUAUGAGGCCCCCUGGACGGUGUACAGCAUGAACUGGAGUGUGCGGCCCGAUCGACGCUUCCGCCUUGCUCUUGGCAGUUUCAUCGAGGAGUACAACAACAAGGUGCAACUGGUAUCGUUGGACGAAGACACCUCUGAAUUCUUGGCCAAGAGCACCUUUGAGCAUCCGUACCCAACCACAAAAAUAAUGUGGAUACCCGACACGAAGGGUGUGUUUCCCGACCUGUUGGCAACGAGCGGGGACUACCUGCGGGUGUGGCGUGCGGGUGAGGACACGCGGCUGGAGUGCCUGCUGAACAACAACAAGAACUCCGACUUCUGUGCACCCCUGACCUCUUUCGACUGGAACGAGGUGGAUCCCAACCUGCUUGGAACGUCCAGCAUCGACACCACUUGCACUAUCUGGGGUCUAGAGACGGGUCAGGUGGUGGGCCGUGCGAUGGCAGGAGGCGGCGCCGUGUCCGGUCACGUCAAGACACAACUGAUUGCCCACGACAAAGAGGUGUAUGACAUCGCAUUCUCUCGGGCAGGAGGCGGCCGUGACAUGUUCGCCAGUGUCGGGGCAGAUGGGUCAGUGCGGAUGUUUGACCUGCGCCACCUGGAGCACUCGACCAUCAUCUACGAAGACCCGCAACACCAGCCGCUAUUACGUCUGGCCUGGAACAAGCAGGACCCCAACUACCUGGCCACGUUUGCGAUGGACGCUUGUGAGGUGAUAAUCCUUGAUGUGCGAGUGCCCUGCACUCCCGUGGCACGACUCAACAACCACCGGGCAUGCGUCAAUGGCAUCGCCUGGGCCCCCCACUCAUCAUGCCACAUCUGCACAGCUGCGGACGACCACCAGGCUCUCAUCUGGGACAUUCAGCAAAUGCCACGGGCAAUCGAGGACCCCAUCUUGGCAUACACUGCUGAGGGCGAGAUCAACCAGAUUCAGUGGGCGUCCACCCAGCCCGACUGGAUUGCGAUCUGUUAUAACAGUUGCCUGGAAAUACUGCGUGUCUGAGAGUGUGGCCAGGACCGGAAAGUCACUUCUUGGCAAUCGAGCACCGCCUACCUGUUAAGGAUCUCUGGCAGUCUGACAAGCACUGCGAAAUCGGAUGCUUACUCGUGCCUUUACGUGUCAGAUUGCUCGAUCCAAAAGUCGGCUCGACCAUCACAUCUUUGUUGUCUGUGCAACACCUCAAAGCAAGGCUUCGAAACCAUGGCCUAUAUGGCACGGCAACGCUGGAAGCUUAAGCAUAGAAGGAAUCCUGUUUCUGAAAGCAGACAAGGAUAUCCUUGUGUGUCAACUUUGACAAUGUGAAAGAAAUGGCUAUGCAGCAAAGGGGCACUUCCUCUUCUGUUGACAUUUUGCAGUAGUGACCCAUCAACUCCUGCUAGGAAGAUGGCGUCCAUACCAGUGACUUAUGUGAGGCCUUUGGCUAACUGUGCCAAAUUGAGCGCUAGUUGUUGCAGCCCUGGCUUGCUGCGUAUGUCAACAGAGCGCCGAGCUUCUGAUUGCACUUUCAUCUAUUUCAACACCAUCAUGAUCAUCAUUAUGUGUUGCCUCGGUGCAAGAAACUUUCCCUAGUGUAUGCGAUUGAAUUUGCACAAUGUGUUCCGUGUUAGAUUGAUCAUUGAGGCUGCCUUCUGUAGCAAUGUCUUAUCUAGAAUGGGCUUUGUGGUGUCAUUUUUUGGCAUUUUAUCUCAGUUUUAGACCUUUACUCAUUGAUCUUUCUUUUUAAUGCACCCUCUUCUCACAUGGUAGGCUUUGAGAUGUUGAAGGUAGAUUGUACAGAUAUACUGGUGAAAAAUGAAAAAUUGAUGAAUUACAGGAAAUGCAUGUGUUGUUAAAUGGUCUCUAUGUAUGUUGUCAACACAUGUCUGUAGAGCAUUUCCAGUCAGGCUUCGAUAUUUCUGUUAUGAAAAGUAGCCUACCAUAAAUCAAGCUGGUUUAUGCAAUUUAAAACUAUGUAAGCACAGUCUUUUGGCUUGUUUUAAGGAUGUGCCCUUUCGAUGUCAGGAUCAUCUGGACAAAAAAAGCUUUGUAGUACCACAAUGCUGUGCUUCAUCAUUUCAUGUAAUGUAUGGCCACAUCGCAGUAUGCAUAACUCAAAUGCAGUGUUAACUUGUGGCUGGAAUUUUUUAACAAGCAGCACUGUUUUAAAUUGGCUGUGAAGGCCCUGCUGUUUGGGAGGCCAGGUACAUGACAGGAGUAUAAUUUUCGUCUCUUAAUGCAGCAUUCAAAAAGUCGAAGGGUAUUUAUAUUAAAGACCCAUAGGUAGUAAUGUGAUGCUGUUGACCGAGAAUUUGUUCUGGUGUCACUGAAGUAUGAUAGUAUUAACAUAGUGCUGCAAUCGUUGAAAGUCCUGCACUUUACAAAUGAAGCAGCACAUACACUGGAUGACUUAAUCAAUUUUUUUUGCUUGAGCUCUUUUGAAGCUAUUGCAUUAGCAAAGGCUUCUUGUAUGAUUGCAUGCUUGCAUGUAAGUGCAGUGACAGCACAUGUCAGCUUUUUUUUUUUCCUCUCAUCCACAGCCCUGUGUAUUACGGUAUCACUGCGUAUCACUUCUUUUCUGCAUCGUGUCAGUGCGUUCAUGUCAUUUUAUUCACAACGUGACCCUGUUUGCUUGUCACGUCAAUACGCAGGGUAACAGUCAUCACAGUGUGGUGUGGUCGCGCUGGAAACUUGCCGACCGCAAGAUACGGUACACCAAAGCAACAGUCUGUUCUUAAGAACAAGUGAUAGACGGAGAUGAAACCCUAGUGCACUGAUACCUUCACGAAUCCAGUGUUCUUUUCUAUCAACAACCCUCCUGCAGGAUCAUCAGUGGCCGAUGCAGUGCACAGCUGCGAGGGCCUCCGCAGUCAUAUUAGCGUUGGUUGAGGGCAGUGGUGUUCAGCGAGUGCACAGUGUGCGAUAGAUUUUAAUAGCUCUGCACAUCGGAGUUUGUGUGGUGAUGGGGGAGAAACAUGCUUGUCAUAGGUGUGGCAUCAAUGAACGGCAAGGGCAGGUGAGAUGGCGCAAUAUGUUCUGCAUAUCUGAUACAGUGCUGUGAACAGUGUACACAACGCCGACACCAUGCCUCACAAAGCACGAUGCAGUGUGUGAGAUUUCUUUGUCUCCCGUGGACUGAAGCAGACAGCGCUGCGAGUUGGACAUUGGUACCAAUGGAGUACGCCGCUUCAGAUACAUCAGCACCCAUCGAUGCGUUUUUAACUGCUUGAUGUCAUAUAGUGUCUCAUUUACGGACUGUGUGGUGCCGUUUUUGGCCAUGGACGUCAUUAACAUGUCAUGGAAUACUAAUGUGCCGUAGCUCCAGGACAGUAAUCAUUGAAAGUAUUUUCAGAUAGUUGUCUUUUUAUCCCCUGUAUAGCAGUGAAUUUUCAUUUAAUUUUGAUGGUUUCGUCCCAAUGCAACAUUUCACAAUUUUCACGGUUUUUUUGCUGAGAAAGUAGAGAAGCUAAACUAUGAAUGCAAAUAAAAACAAAAAAUAGGUAAUUUUGGAAAAAAACUUUCCUUUUCCGACUUGCAUCUCCCCUUAAAUGGGAAACAUCAAAUGCCGCAAAUUGAAAGAAGGCAACAGUGACAUCAACAACAGCUGUUAUUAAGUGUGAAUAAGUUUUUUUCUCUGAAACACAGCAGAUAUUAUUGUAUUUGUUGCCAUAAUCACCGUCAAGUUAUAUCUUGUGUGCAGCUGUUUAAGUUAAGCUUGGUUGUUCACUGUUUGAAUUUAAGAGCCCAUAAAUGCAAAGGGAGUGGUAGAAUUAGUACUGCCCGAACUAGUGUGGCUGGCCAGUUUUCGCUGCUCCCAAUUUAAUUCCGCAUGAUUGUUUCUGACGAUUCCAUCAAUGUGAAAUCGUAAAAGUUCUCUGUAAAUGUUGCAUUGCCAAUGAAUUUCUGUGCAGCACUGAAGAUAUAUAAGCUGCUGCAUCUAAUUUAUUGCCCAAUUGAAUUGCACCAUUAUGUUGCGUUAAUCGUCUAAUGUUCUGAAAACAGGGCAAACACAAGUGAUCAUAAAAUAGCUGCUUUUUUGUCCUAUGUUGUUCAUUUUCACGCUGCCACUUUGGGAUGAUAUCCGUCACUGUGGCAAGCCAUUUUGGGCACACGACAUCACCUCAUUGAAAAUGCAUACAUAGUGGGAAAAAAUAAACGAUGCUGUGUUCCAAGAUUCACACAGUUCUCA